GGUAAAUCAACGGCACAUCUGGUAAAUGCACGUAUAGAGUAGACCUAAUGAUAAACUAUCAGAAGUAUUGUGUCCAGUAGCGUUCAGAAUGGCGGAUGAGAAGAGUCCCUUGGACGUAGAGUCCGGCGAUGUUCCCGACUGGUUGAAUUCCGGGUAUUUUGAGCAGUUAUUGAGACGGAAGAAAGAGGACUCAACUAUCAGGGUGCAAUCACUGGAUGUGAAGUAUGCAAUCCCGAGGGGGGAGAACUUUGUCAGUGUGAUAUAUCGAGUUCAAGUUGUGUUCGAUACGAAGAAUCAACUGGCGGUCAAUCGGAGUUACAUUGUAAAAGGGAUUUCCUCAUCGGAGUUUACGGUUAAAAAACUUGGUGAGGGUAGCUACAACGUUUACGAAAAGGAGAUGGACGUCUACGAGAGGAUAAUUCCGGAGCUCAAUCGUCUGGCCAGAUCACUUGGAGAGCGUUCAGAGUUGUAUCCUUCAACGUUAGCAAUCGAUCGAGAUAACAAUGUGAUAAUCUUCGAUGAUCUGACACGAAAGGGUUUCGUCAUGGGAGAUAGAACUGUCGGGUUGGAUCGAAUACAGCUUGAAAUGUCGUAUAAAUUAAUGGCCAUAAUGCAUGCGAGUUCGUUGAAACUGGCCGAGAUGCAGCCCACGGUUUUCGAUGGGUACACUACGGGGAUGAUCACUCGUGAUACGGAUGCUUUUUAUGUAUUUUAUUAUUCUACCUUGGAUGUUCUGGCGGAUGAGAUCAGUACAUGGGAUCCGAAAUGGCACUAUUAUGCAAACAAGAUACGAAAGCUUCGCCCACACUUCAUAGAACAAGGAAUAUCUGUGUAUGAACAAAAACACGAAGAUGAUCUACGGGUGUUUGUCCAUGGCGAUCUAUGGAUUAACAACAUGAUGUUCAAAUAUGACUCCGAUGGAAUACCAACUGAUGUUGUGCUGCUGGAUUUCCAGUUCUGCUGUUAUACCACUCCAGUUGUUGAUUUGUGCUUUCUGUUCUUCUGCUCUGCAAAUGAUGAACUUAGGCAAACGUAUUUCGAAGAACUCAUGCAAUACUAUUACAAUCAUUUAGCGAACUACACCAAAGGACUAGGGUGUUCCAAAAAGUUCCCAACUUAUCAUCAAUUUCAAAGGCAGCUUCUCAGCAAGUUAUUCUACGCUGUCUUUUGCAGUUUCAUUUGCUUGCCGGUGCAAAUCAACGAGGACUCGACGGAUGCUGACUUUGAAGCUGUGCUGGGAAAUGAUGAAAAGUCGGCCCGAUAUCGGCGAACCAUCAUGGCCAACAAGCGGUACCAUAGGAUCCUCAAGGGACUGCUGCCGUUCUUCGACCGGAAAGGGUUGCUGGACAAGUUGGAAAUCAGUUCUGUUAAGCACUCUCGCGUGAGCCGGUUUGAAGUGCCGUUGCAUUCGCCAGCUUCGGCGCAGUUGUGUUUAGAAAACCCAAGUGUAGAGAUGGCCACCACGGAUGAUGUGCCCAACGAGAUCGUCCGCAGCUGGAUCAACGUCGAGUAUUUUACAAAAGUGCUGAAGGCACAUUUUGGAGAGGAGGUCAAAGUGUUGGGUUAUGCCCUGGAGCACGGAGCACCGAAGGGUCAAAAUUUUAUGAGUUCGAUUAUACGCGCCAAAGUGACCUACUGCAGCAGUGGUCAGAACGAACGAAACGAACGGAGCACAAUUUCGGUAAUUUUGAAAACCGGUUUGGAGUCGCCGGACCUGGCCGAAAGUGUUCAGUACGUGUUUGAGGUUGAAAAAGAUGUUUACGGAAUAAUUAUGCGCGAGAUAAGGCAGUUGCUAGAGAGCAGUGGGGAUUGCGGCAGUCUCUUUGGACCAAAGUUGAUUUAUGAGGAUGACGAUGCACUUGUGCUGGAAGAUUUGUCCGAGCAGGGCUUCAGACAGCCUGACCGCCGAUCGAGGCUGGACCUGGAUCACUGCAAGUUGUUGAUGCUCAAAUUGGCCAAAUUUCACGCUGCCACAGCUGUUUUGAGCCGGAAGAAUCGCAACCUGUUUGAAUUGCACAUGACGAGUGGAUUCUACGACGAGCAGAACCCAAUUCGAAAGUACUACCAAAACUGCGUCAAAGAGUGCACCUCACUGGCGGCUACAAUCCCCGACCUUGCCAACUAUGAAGAUUUCUUCGUUGAUCUCGAAUGCAGCGUAAUUGAGCGUGAAUGCAGUACCUAUUACCGUGACGAGGACGCCUUCAACGUACUUAACCACGGUGAUCUAUGGCUGAACAAUGUUCUCUGGAAGUACGACACGGAGGGAAAAGUGAUUGAUCUGUCCCUCAUCGACUACCAGGAGUGUUUCUUCGGAUCGCCAGGAAUCGAUCUAAACCACUUUCUCUACACUUCGGCCAACAACGACGUCCAGCGUAACGGAUUUGAUGAACUGGUGCAAAUCUACGUCACCGAACUGCGAUCAUCCCUUGAAGCGUUCAUGUACGACGCCCCUUUGCCGACGCUGGAAACGAUCCAGCACGAAAUGCAUAAAAAACGUGAUCACGCUCUGGUCAUGACGACCUGCAUCGUCCCGGCGUUGAUAAUCGAGCGGACGGAAUUGGCCACACCGGCGAACAUGCUCGACGACAGUGAGGAAGCGCUGCAGGCACGGCGGGAAGUUUUCACCAAUCCAAAGUUUGUGGAAAUUUUAAAGUUUCUGCUGCCCAAGUUUGCAGGGGAGGACUAAAGAUUUUCUUUUCUUUCUGAUACAUUUUUAAACUCUUGAUUUUGUAUGCAUUUAAAUAAACGUGAUCAAAAGCA
This is a messenger RNA of Culex quinquefasciatus (southern house mosquito), 2760 nucleotides long. RefSeq lists its product as uncharacterized. The record is from RefSeq and is a predicted model, not a curated record. The coding region runs from base 89 to 2686 and encodes 865 amino acids. NCBI's taxonomy places the organism in Eukaryota, Metazoa, Arthropoda, Insecta, Diptera, Culicidae. The transcript is spliced from 4 exons.